Messenger RNA from Homarus americanus (American lobster), 2680 nucleotides. RefSeq names its product FAS-associated factor 2-like (gene Faf2). Bases 71 to 1459 code for a protein of 462 amino acids. Gene Ontology annotation, molecular function: ubiquitin binding. The record is from RefSeq and is a predicted model, not a curated record. The transcript has 8 exons. Gene Ontology annotation, cellular component: endoplasmic reticulum. NCBI's taxonomy places the organism in Eukaryota, Metazoa, Arthropoda, Malacostraca, Decapoda, Nephropidae.
GGCAGCAGGUGUGAGGGAAGGAGGGGUGUGAUAGGUCCUUGUUGCCCGGGCUCCUCCAGUGUACACAAACAUGGCCGACGACAGCCAACAGUUGACACAAGAGCACACGGAAAAAAUAGUCCAGUUCCAGGAGGUGACGGGGACAGAAGACUUAGCAGAAGCAAGAUCUCAGUUGGAGAAUCACUCAUGGGACUUGGAGGCUGCCGUCCAGGACCACCUCGCUCUGAGGGAGAGUCCUCCACCAACACCGCGAGCAUCACCACAGGAACUGGUAGAUAGAGGAGGGGGAGAAGGUGAUGGUGGAGGAGGAGGAGGUGACUAUGAAGAGCUGGGCAACUCUCAUGGGUAUGUGAACACAAACAGAGGCACCUUGUUACCUGCCUGGCCACAGAGUAACCUGCUCAGCUGGGGUUACUACCUCUUCACUCUACCGUUCCGUCUCACAUUCUCUUCCCUCUCGUCGCUCUUCCUCUUCGUGUACAGGAUCGUCUACCCAUACCCCCGAAGAUUAACUGACCCUCUUGGGGAUGUGCUGCGGUUUAUCGGAGAAUAUGAAAGUGAUUAUGGGCAGCAGCACCCAUCAUUCUUCCAGGGCUCUUAUUCCCAGGCUCUGAGCCAUGCCAAGUCAGAGCUUAAGUUCUUGUUGGUGUACCUUCACUGUGCUGACCACCAGGACACACCGAUCUUCUGCAGGAGCACACUGUCAGACCCCAACCUGAUGGAGUAUGUUAACAGCAACAUGGUGUUUUGGGGCUGUUCAGUCACCACUGCUGAAGGUUACAGGGUAUCCCAGGCCUUGAGGGAGAACGCUUAUCCUUUCCUGGCAUUGAUUGUCCUGCGUGAUGGCCGAAUGACUGUUGUCGGGAGGUUAGAGGGACCGAGUUCACCUGACCAGCUGACAACACAACUUCAGGCACUUGUUCGGGAUAAUGAAGCUCAUCUUGUGGUGGCUAGAGCUGAGAGGCAAGAGCGAGAAUUAACAGCUGCCUUAAGGCUGCAGCAAGAUGAAGACUAUCAAGAGAGUUUGCGGGCAGAUCAGGAGAAAGAGCGUAAACGGCAACAGGAAAGAGAAGAAGUUGAGCGUAAGGAGCUUGAAGAGAAACAAAAGGAGGAGGACCAGCAGCGACAGAAAGACGACAUCAGACGACUUAAGGUGGAGAUGGUAGACAGAGUCCCACAGGAGCCAGAAGAGGGCACAAAUGGAGUAGUACAUAUUGUGGUGAAGUUGCCUCAGGGAACACGACUAGAAAGACGUUUCCUCAAGAUAGAAAGUCUGUCUAGUUUGUAUUACUACAUUUUUUGCCAUCCAGAUUCUCCAGACAGGUUUCAAGUGACUACAAACUUCCCACGACAAGUUGUGCCAUGUGAACCAACAGGGUCAAACCCUCAACCACCAACUUUUGAAGAGUUCCGUCUGCCACCCCGCAGUAUGCUUUUUGUGUCGGACUUAGAUGCAUGAGUUGGUUGAGCACCAUGUGAAUGUGAUAUGUAGAGAUCCUGGAUCAUAUCUCAUCAUGCCAAUUUUGAGCCAUACUUAGUGUCAUUGUUUGCCUAUUUGAAGUUCUUAUUCAACUAGGUCCUGGUAAUUACUGUCCUCGGUAUCAACAACCCUGUUGACCCUCUCGUAUUCUUUUGACGUAAGUUGUGUCGUUAAUUGCUUCCGUGCUGGGGUAACCCUUCCCGCUCAACAGUAUCUCUCACUGUGAGCACCCCUUCCAUAAGCAGAAAUGCUGGAACAGUGAACUGGCCCUAUCUACCACCUAAGUUCCUCCCACUAGCUUUAUGGGCUGGCAGAUGCAUCUCUAAGAGGGCAAAAUGGAUCUGGAUCGCUCUACCCAAUGUUUACUAAGAUGGAAAACCCGUUCCAGUUACUGACACAACCUGUGUUGAAAGACUGUGAGGGGGGUGAAAUUUCUGACCGUGGCCAAGAGUACCAGAGGGUUAACCAAGAGGAAGUUAGGGACCCCACUAAAUACUUGUAACAAUGUGGGAAAGAAGAUCCUUAGCAAUAAGAUAUCAGGAUGAUAAGAACUGGUAAACAGUAUUUAAUAAUUCAGGAAUAUGUAGAUCAAAAUUGGUAUAAUUUCUCAAAAAACAAGUGUGAGAGUAGAAUCAUGAUUUGACCAGUGCGUGUGUAUGAGGACCUGGAAUGGAAGUUUUAAUUCCAGUAUCAGUGUAAUGCUGUAAUGUACUGGAAAAAGGCUGUGGUUGAUACAGUGUGUUGUGCAUUUUAUGACAAGUCAAGAAGAUCUUGUAAAAGGUUAAGGGAACUAUAAAUAGGGAAUAUCAAACUGUAAAUAUUGGGGUGUGGUACGAUUGUUGACAAAUAGAAAUGUUUGUCAACCACACUGUUCAUUGGGAAUUUUGUACAACGUACAAUGUGUGAGGAUGUGUUGUCUUGAGUUUAUAUACUAUUAAGUAACUUGGGAUACUGUGUUAUGAUUCCAUGUCACUCCAAUGGCUUAACAGCACACUGGCCAUUUGUGGGAGCUAUUCACCAUGAAUCACUAGUCACAUUUUAGUUAUAUGUACCAUAGUUCUGUGGACCACUUUUGAGCACUACUAUUAAUCUAAUAAUCUUCCAAGUCAGUUGCUGAGACCAGAAUUAUGCUUGGACACUGGUGACCAUAGUUGAGCAACCAUUGCAAAAUUGUUCAAUUAUAAAUCUUGUUGAAAAAGA